UGAAAGCAGUUUUCAUGUAUUUCAAUAAGACAUAUUUUUCUAUGAGCAAGGUUUGAUUGACAGAAGGUUCGUUGUCGCUGCUGCCUGUUACAAGUAGUUCGUUCACCUUUUGACUUUUGCUUAACGGGUAGCUCGCUAGAUACAUAUUUAGAUAGCAAAUGUAUUGACAGUUGGGUUUAGUCGGUGACUAUUUGCUAACUAACAUUAGCUGCAUUGCAAGCUAACUAGUGCAGCAACUGGUGGUGAUGCAUGGACUGAACAGUAGUCUCGUCGUUGCAGCUGGAUAGCACAACAGAAUGGAACUUCGUUCUCUUUUGACAAGACUUUAUCAAGCAAGAGCACAAUCCAUGGAAGACGCGACAUUAAAUACCAGUCAAAUAUGGACCAAGAAAAUGAUACGGAACGUUUUUGUGCAGUUGUUAUAACGAGGUAGCUAGCUAGCAAGCCAGGACAUUGGAUAAAUACAACAGCGUUGCAAGUGAAACACCUACAUAGCAGCUUGACAGCUAAACUUGGUCUGUCUGUGUGCGUGGAGUGCCUAUGGCGGAGUUUGGAGAGAACGACGGCUCAUCUCCAUCGAAUACUGGGGAUUCGGUGCCUUUGCCCAGUGAUAAAACAGACGGGAAGACGCAGUGCGAAGUAUCGGUCUUCAAUGGGGACUGUGGGAUACCGGCAGACAUGGUUGGAUCAGAAACAUUACAUGACAGCCCAGGGCUUGAAAGCGCCUUCAACUCCUCUGUCAGAUUGGAUUCCAAAUCCGGAAUACCACGCAGGAGCAGCAUUAUAAAGGAUGGCUCGAGGCAGCGCAGAGAGAGGAAGAAGACUGUUUCGUUCAGCAGCAUGCCCACUGAGAAGAAGAUCAGCAGUGCGAGCGACUGCAUCAACGCCAUGGUGGACGGCUCUGAACUGAAGAAGGUCCGCUCCAACUCCCGCGUUUACCACCGCUACUUCCUCCUGGACGCCGACAUGCAGUCUCUAAGGUGGGAACCCUCCAAAAAAGAGUCAGAGAAAGCCAAAAUUGAUGUCAAGUCCAUCAAAGAGGUGCGGACAGGGAAAAACACAGAAACGUUUAGGACCAACGGAAUAUAUGAUCAGAUAUCAGAGGACUGUGCCUUCUCAAUCAUCUAUGGGGAAAACUAUGAGUCUUUGGACUUGGUUGCAAACUCUGCCGAUAUGGCCAACAUAUGGGUGACCGGGCUUAGAUACCUGAUAUCCUAUGGGAAACACACCUUGAAUAUGAUUGAAAGCAACCAGAACAACAUGCGCUCCUCCUGGCUCGGUGACCUCUUCGAGGAGGCUGAUGCCAACAACAGCAAGCACAUCAGUCUAUGUGCUGCUGUGCAGCUAAUUAAAAACCUAAACGCUGGUCUCAAAAACAUUAAGAUUGAACUCAAGUUCAAGGAGUUUCACAAAUCUAAAGAUAAGGUGGGGUGUGGUGUGACUAAGGAGGAGUUCAUUGAAGUCUUUCAUGACCUUUGCACAAGACCAGAAAUGUAUUUCCUUCUUGUCCAGUUCUCUAGCAACAAGGAAUUUCUAGAUACCAAGGACUUAACUAUGUUUCUGGAGGCUGAGCAGGGUAUGGCACAAGUAAGUGAAGACACCAGUCUGGAGGUCAUUCAGAGCUAUGAACCUUCCAAAGAGGGGCAGCUCAAGGGCUGGCUCUCCCUUGAUGGGUUUACCAAUUAUCUCAUGUCACCAGAGUGCCACAUCUUUGACCCUGAACAAAAAACAGUGUGUCAGGACAUGAACCCCCUGUCCCACUAUUACAUCAACGCUUCCCACAACACAUACCUGAUCGAGGAUCAGUUUAGAGGCCCCUCUGACGUUACAGGGUACAUCCGUGCCCUCAAGAUGGGCUGUCGUAGUGUAGAACUAGAUGUCUGGGAUGGACCAGAUAAUGAGCCUGUCAUUUACACUGGCCACACAAUGACCUCGCAGAUAGUCUUCCGCAGUGUCUGUGACGUCAUCAACAAAUAUGCCUUUGUUGCAUCUGACUUUCCCCUGAUAUUGUGUCUGGAGAACCACUGCUCUUUAAAGCAGCAAAGGGUCAUGUUUCAGCACUUGAAAAAGAUUAUUGGUGAUAAGAUUCACAUGAAACCACCCUCAUCUGAGGACAGCUACCUGCCCUCACCCUUUGACCUCAAGUGUAAAAUCCUGCUGAAAGGGAAGAAGCUGGGCGCGAUCUGCAUCGGCUCAGAGGGUGAAGUGACUGAUGAGGAUGAGGGGGCUGAGAUGUCCCAAAGAAUGAACAUUGAAGCCGACGAACAACAGAGCAUACCACUGAAAAAGUUCCAGCUGUCCAAGGACCUCUCUGAUCUGGUAACGUUGUGUAAAUCGAUUGCGUUCAAAGACUUCCCAACAGCUUUCCAAAGCCAGAGGCACUGGGAACUUUGCUCGUUCAAUGAGGUUUUUGCCAGUCGCUGUGCCAGUGAAUUCCCAGGCGACUUUGUUAACUACAACAAGAAAUUAUUGGCGAGAGUCUACCCCAGCCCAAUGCGGAUUGACUCCAGUAACAUGAACCCUCAGGACUUCUGGAAGUGUGGUUGCCAGAUCGUGGCAAUGAACUACCAGACCCCCGGCCUGAUGAUGGACCUAAACAUUGGCUGGUUCCGUCAGAAUGGGAACUGUGGUUAUGUGCUGCGACCAGCCAUAAUGAGGGAGCAGGUGUCAUAUUUCAGUGCCAACACUAAAGACUCAGUGCCUGGUGUGUCUCCUCAGCUCUUGCACAUAAAGAUCAUAAGUGGACAAAACUUCCCCAAACCAAAAGGCUCAGGCGCCAAAGGAGAUGUGGUUGACCCUUACGUCUAUGUGGAGAUCCAUGGCAUCCCUGCUGAUUGUGCAGAGCAAAGGACUAAAACUGUCAAUCAGAAUGGGGAGAACCCACUGUUUGACGAAAGCUUUGAGUUUCAGAUAAAUCUACCUGAGCUGGCCAUGGUGCGCUUUGUGGUGCUUGAUGAUGACUACAUUGGCGACGAGUUCAUCGGCCAGUACACAAUCCCCUUCGAGUGUCUCCAGCCGGGAUUCCGGCACACACCGUUACAAUCGCUAACGGGAGAAGUCCUUCCCCACGCCUGGCUGUUUGUCCAUGUGGCCAUCACCAACCGAAGGGGCGGGGGCAAGCCUCAUAAGAGGGGACUGUCUGUGCGUAAGGGCAAGAGAAGUCGGGAGUACGCCACCAUGAGGGUGCUGGUCAUCAAGGCUGUGGAUGACAUCUUCAAGACAGCCAUACUGCCACUGAGGGAAGCCACCGACCUCAGAGAAAACAUGCAGAAUGCCAUAGUGCCCUUCAAGGAACUAUGUGGCCUCUCGGCGGUGGCCAACCUGAAGCAGUGCAUCCUGGCCCUGUCCUCCCGGCUGACAGGGGCUGACAACAACCCCCUCCUGGUGUUCAACCUCAAGGACCAGUACCCCACCAUGGAACCCCAGGGCCAGCUACCAGAUGUCCUGAAGAAGGUGGUCACCACCUAUGACAUGAUGAUCCAGACCAGCAAGACUCUGCUGGAGAACUCUGAGGGAGUCUAUGACCGAAUACUGCUAACCCAGAAAGCAGCGAUGGCGUUCCAUGAGAACCUCCAUGACAUGGCGGUAAAGGAGGGCCUGAAGGGCAGGAAGCUGGCCAAGGCUGUGGAGAGCUUCACCUGGAACAUAACCAUCCUCAAGGGCCAGGCGGACCUGCUGAAGCACGCAAAGAGUGAGGUCCAGGAGAGCCUGAAGCAGAUCCACUACGCCGCCCUCACCUGUAACCUCAGUAAGGACGGGCCUUCAGGGAGCACAGCGGGCUCCGAGUCCAGGACCCGACCACGCAGCCUGGACGCCAUCCCUGAGAAAGCCACGGGGGAGGACGAGCUCUCUGAGGAGGACAACUGAAGGCUUACGCCCUAAACCCUUCAUACCUCCAAGCCCCUUGCCCUACCCUAGUGGCAUACAUAAAUCUCCUUACCGCAGUCCUACACAAACCUAACUACAGUAUACCUGUUCUAGUGCCGUAUACAACCAUUCCAUUCCCACCCCAGUCCCACACAAACCUGACUACAGUAUACCUGUUCUAGUGCCGUAUACAACCAUUCCAUUCCCACCCCAGUCCCACACAAACCUGACUACAGUAUACCUGUUCUAGUGCCGUAUACAACCAUUCCAUUCCCACCCCAGUCCCACACAAACCUAACUACAGUAUACCUGUUCUAGUGCCGUAUACAACCAUUCCAUUCCCACCCCAGUCCCACACAAACCUGACUACAGUAUACCUGUUCUAGUGCCGUAUACAACCAUUCCAUUCCCACCCCAGUCCCACACAAACCUGACUACAGUACACCUGUUCUAGUGCCGUUGCCACACACAACUAUUCUUAUUCCAGUGCCGUAUACAACCAUUCCAUUCCCACCCCAAUCUCACUCAAACCUCCCUUUGCUUAACCAGGUACCACACAAAAAGCCCUUAACCCCUCCUGCCCACCUCAACGUCCAACAGCAAGAUGUUGCAGGUCAACUAGGAGGGUCAAGUGAACUUGCAGCCACGGGACAGUCUUAAAGCCGUGACCUACUGUAGAGAGAGUGCACUUAUUUACAGGCAGACCCCAGGGUCUGACCCUAGGAGAGCCGCUCUAAAGGGUCCAAGGAUUUCUUAAGCACAAUUUACGGGUUUCUGACCAACCAGAAAUUAGAGCUGUGAAUGUAAUAGGAAACAGGAACAAUGGAGAGAAGGAAAGAAGAAAAGGGAGGCGAGAGCUGUUUACAAUAAUGAACUUGUUCUUGUCUGCCAAAAUGGUAUGUUUAUAUAUGGAGUUCUGUUACUUUUUUUGCAGCGUGCUUCAUUUUAUUAUUGUAUUCUUGAGAAAUAAGAUUUAUUUUGUAAAGGAAAUGGCUCGUCCAUGAAAAAUAACUAUUUUAUUUGUCUGUACAGAUGUGAAAUUGUGGUGUCCUUUACACUUUCCCACUGGAGAGUUCCUUUGUCGAGACGAGGGACGGAUAGACUUUCAACCUCAGUGUGUGGUCCAAAGGGUGGCAGUCGGAGUCUUAAACACAACCAGCAACUGCUUAGGGAAGGAACCAUGGAGAGAAUAACUCGUUAGGUCUACGUUUUGGUAUCAUUUCACCAUUCCACGUGAGAGGCUUGAGUAAGGUGUACAAAGUAAUAAUAGCUUCUCAACCCGUCCUGGUAACAAACCAACACCCUAUUCAUGAAUACGGUUUCAUAUAUGACUGUGCCUCAUUGCUACAAAUCAGUCAACAAAAGGGAUGGAUGGUGAGGAAAGAGCUGUUCUUCCUCGCAUCCAUCUGUCUUAACCUGCUUUUGCCCACCAGUUGCUUCUAGUUUGUAUUUUGUUCAUUCUCUCCACAGUGCUGAAACAGCGUUGCUCCUGGUCAACUUUAGCCACCCACCACCACCUCUGGAUCUCACCCACCAGUGUUUUAACUGGGCCCACACUGGGACAAAAAGUCAUUCACAAACUUCAGUGCUGUGACAGUUGUAUUUAUAACUGUUGUUAACCAUUUUUACAGAUGGAGAGAAAAAGAAGAAAAAAAUACCGGUUUUGCUUUUCUGUUAAUUCCUGAAACCUUCAGAAUAAACCACGUUAAAUCGUU
Oncorhynchus nerka (sockeye salmon) is the source of this 5582-nucleotide messenger RNA. Its product is annotated as inactive phospholipase C-like protein 2. Lineage: Eukaryota; Metazoa; Chordata; Actinopteri; Salmoniformes; Salmonidae. The record is from RefSeq and is a predicted model, not a curated record. Gene Ontology annotation, molecular function: phosphatidylinositol-4,5-bisphosphate phospholipase C activity. Gene Ontology annotation, biological process: release of sequestered calcium ion into cytosol; lipid metabolic process; phosphatidylinositol-mediated signaling.